Messenger RNA from Zerene cesonia (dogface butterfly), 1239 nucleotides. Its product is annotated as retinal homeobox protein Rx1. Gene Ontology annotation, molecular function: DNA-binding transcription factor activity, RNA polymerase II-specific; RNA polymerase II transcription regulatory region sequence-specific DNA binding. NCBI's taxonomy places the organism in Eukaryota, Metazoa, Arthropoda, Insecta, Lepidoptera, Pieridae. The coding region runs from base 166 to 1050 and encodes 294 amino acids. Gene Ontology annotation, biological process: regulation of transcription by RNA polymerase II. The record is from RefSeq and is a predicted model, not a curated record. The transcript is spliced from 3 exons.
AUCUCGCACGCGGGUCCUAGAUCGUUGACUAUUCGUCAGUGAAAUAUCGCGGUGAACUUUUGUGACAUUUGUGAAAUCGGUUACAUGGGCGGACAAUUUGAUUAGACUACGCGUCGAAUCUUUUGCAUAUUAGCUUGAAGAUUAUUUGAGGGUGUGUUUCAAAUAAUGGCUGGGCCGUAUUUAUCACCGCUACCGGGAGAUCUGCUGACGGAAUACAUGUUUGGUCGUCGGAGGCAGCGAAGAAACAGAACUACGUUCACACCUCAACAGCUGAGCGAAUUGGAAUCGUUGUUUCAGAAAACUCAUUACCCGGAUGUGUUCUUGAGGGAAGAAGUCGCUUUGAGGAUCAGUCUCUCAGAAGCUAGAGUACAAGUAUGGUUUCAAAACCGUCGAGCGAAAUGGCGAAAGCAGGCCCGCUUGCAACUCCUGCAAGAUGCUUGGAGAAUGCGCUGCUUAGGUCUUGGUACACCACCUCUAGGAUUGCCUGGUCACAAGCCUCCAGAUUCGUCCCCGGAGCGCACAGAUUCACCGUCGAAUAAGUCCCCAGAACCUCCUUUAGACAACAACCCUGAACUCAAAUCUCCUCGCACCGAUUCAUACAACGGGAACAUACCAGAACACGCCCCGCAAAUGCCACACGAAAUGCCACCAAUGCCAUACCCCAACGAAGAAGGCAGGAUGAUGCAACAGCCAUACCCGUUUCCGCCCUUACUCAUGCCACAACUAGACAACACAGACAACGUGCCAACGGACCUACGCGUGCCAACCAAAAACACGAACUGCCAUUGCGUGCCAAUCGAGGAACCCCAGAACUUGGCGUAUCCUAGAAGGGACAAGGAGACCAGCGAAAGUGACAGCGAUUCAGAAAUCGAUCUCACCUCGCAUUCCAAGGAUGACGAUCUGAGGGAAUCCGAGCGGCUAGCUAAUAGAAUAGCCACUAGCAUUUUUAGAAGCGACACAGUGCUACACGAUCUAGUCCCGAACGAUCUCAGCAUGGGAACAACGAAAAACUUCCACACCGACCGUACUCUUAGAAACAAUAUCAUGUAGGCAUCAAUGUGAUAUUUUGUCAUUUCUAGUCAUAACGUAAUCUUUGUCUAUUUUGUAUUGUAGAUACAUUUAUUUUUACACGUACUAUUAUGAGCCUUUGUAGAUAGCAUUGUAGUAUGCUUAUGUAUAUGGGUAUAGGAUAAGCGUUUUGUUUCAUGUUUUAAUGUAGUUGUAGCCGUAAUUAAUAAU